This is a messenger RNA of Engraulis encrasicolus (European anchovy), 1334 nucleotides long. RefSeq names its product H6 family homeobox 2 (gene hmx2). The record is from RefSeq and is a predicted model, not a curated record. Gene Ontology annotation, cellular component: nucleus. The coding region runs from base 37 to 843 and encodes 268 amino acids. The transcript is spliced from 2 exons. Gene Ontology annotation, biological process: regulation of transcription by RNA polymerase II. NCBI's taxonomy places the organism in Eukaryota, Metazoa, Chordata, Actinopteri, Clupeiformes, Engraulidae. Gene Ontology annotation, molecular function: DNA-binding transcription factor activity, RNA polymerase II-specific; RNA polymerase II transcription regulatory region sequence-specific DNA binding.
CUAAUCGAUAAAAGUUUGUUAUGUUAUGAGGCGAAAAUGAGUAACUCUGAGGAUAGCGGAAGUAAAUGUUCUCCCGCCCCAAUCUCCAGCUUUACCAUCCAGUCAAUAUUGGGCACGCCGUCCGAAAGUGCUCGCUCUGCGGGGAAGGAGAGCUGCAAGCCACCGCAGCCGAGGAAACGCACCCUCUCGGUGUCAUCGGAAGAGGAAUGCAGCGGAGGGGAAGACUGCUUCUGCUCAGACCCAGGUCUACCUGAGACAUGCAACCGACACCAACCCCUCAGCUUCCCCUGUCUCGGUGCUACAAAAGGACUAAUAUCUGGCCAAGAAGGCUUGGAGAGGCGGCCGCAUUUAACGCAACCCCUGCUGCAGGAUUAUCGAGACGAACAGGAGGGGACAUGCAGUCAAAUGUCGCCCAUGUCCGAGGACAGACAGAGAGAUGGGUCGGACAAAGCGAACGGCGCUGCCAAGAAGAAGACGCGCACGGUGUUCUCCCGGAGUCAGGUGUACCAGCUGGAGUCGACGUUUGAUAUGAAACGCUAUUUGAGCAGCUCCGAGCGGGCCUGUCUCGCCUCCAGCCUUCAGUUAACGGAAACUCAGGUGAAGACGUGGUUUCAGAACCGGAGGAACAAAUGGAAGCGACAACUCUCUGCGGAAUUGGAAGCCGCAAACAUGGCGCACGCCUCGGCGCAGACUCUAGUUGGAAUGCCGCUAGUUUUCAGAGAGAAUUCGUUACUCAGAGUUCCGGUUCCAAGGUCUAUUGCAUUUCCAACCCCACUGUACUACCCAGGAAGCAGUUUGCCGGCAUUACCUUUGUACAAUCUUUAUAACAAGAUUGACUAUUGACUCCAAACUAAUGCGCAAAAAUCUAUGGGGAAAUAUUAUUUCACAAAACACAAUACAGAACACGUAUAUGUUUGACAUAAUCAUGUCUAUUUAUAUCACUUUAUUUGGUGAAUUUAUAUUUCUUAUGACAAGGCAAUUGUAUGUGUGACAAAGAGGCGAGCUUAUGUAAAUGUAUGAAAUACACCAUGUGUAUAUGAAUUAUUUUGUACCUUUAACCACAGUUUUGUCCCUCGUAAAACCAGUUUUACACGUUAUAUGAGGAAGUCUGACAUUAUAUUGCGCAUUGAAGUACACUCUCCAACAUGAACCCUCUGCAUGUCCCGCUGAUUUUUAAGACAUUAAUGGGAGCAAUGAUCACAUACUCAAUAACAGUCAGUCUUUACGUUAACCAGUUCGGGUGCUGUAUGUAAUGUUAGCAUAUAUCUGCAGGCACUGGUACAAGAUAAAAAAAAACAUCUUUGUUGUAAUCCACUCAUACAAUAAAUUUUCUA